AUGAUUUGUGAUGCCACUUUUCGGUUUGUUGACGCUCUCGCAAAGUGGCUUGGGAGCGUUCACGAUUCAAGGAUCUUUCGUGAAAGCGCCAUACGUCAGCGUUUUGAAAGAGGUGAAAUCGACGGUCUUCUGCUUGGUGACUCUGGCUAUGGAUGCAAGAGGUAUCUUAUGACACCAUAUCAAAACACCGACAGUCCUUGUAAGGAACGGUUUAACAUAUCCUUAUGUCGAACAAGAGUGGUGAUCGAGCAAGCUUUUGGCGUUCUCAAGCGUAGGUUUCCAUGUCUACAUUAUGGACUUAGAGUAAAACCUGACAGAGCAGCCAAAAUAACAGUCGCGUGUGUCAUUCUUCAUAACAUUGGAUUAGAGAGGCAAGACAUGUUUUCACGAACAUGUGAGGAUGACACGGAUCAGCCACAUGUUGUUUAUGAAGGAGAUGGGUCUGGAAACAGUUACAGAGACUACAUCGCAGAAUCUUUCUUUUAA
Molecule: messenger RNA, 486 nt
Organism: Dreissena polymorpha
Lineage: Eukaryota; Metazoa; Mollusca; Bivalvia; Myida; Dreissenidae
Product: putative nuclease HARBI1
Exons: 3
Coding region: 1-486 (161 amino acids)
Source: RefSeq, a predicted model, not a curated record